AUGGCAGAGUGGUUUUGUCAGCUUGGGAUGGACAGCGAGGAUGCAAAGAAACACAUAGGCACCGGAAAAGUGAUACCAUGGAUAGGAGACCAGAUGACAGUGGAGAGGCUGCAUGGCUUAUACAAGUACCGACAUGAGGACUUCAACUCCUUUGACCGCAUGGACUAUUUGAUUCCUGUCUUUGGCUGGUUUCAUCUGCAGAUGGCGUUUGCAAACUCGCUACACAAACAGUACCUUGGAAUCUUUCGACUUACUGCAACACAAGGGACUGCACAAAUCAGAAAUGAAAGGUCCUUUUUGGCAUCACCUUCACAAAGCGCUUCAUCACAUCACGAACUCAAAUCCAAGUCUCCAACUGAAAUCCUCACCCUUGCAACAACACUUGUUGAUGAACAUGCCUCACAUCAUGCGAUUGCAAAGCUGAACCAUCUUGAUGAAAAGGACCGCAAUGCUGUUCUGACACAGUGGACUAUGUUCAAUGUAGACAUGGGCGAUAUCAGGAGGAUGGAAGACGUGUUGCCAACCCUAUUGUUCCGUUUUGCAGGCGGCGGAAACUCCAAAUACACCAUUGAGAUCCUCGAAUUAAACCAUGUAUGCCAGCAUUGCUGGCUUAUCAAUCGAUCAGGAUGUCCAGAUGGGUGGACACCUAUUGACAAAGGACAGGAGCAAAAUAUUGGCGACAUUAAGGUCACAUAUCACUUGUUUGGCCCAGGAGCAACUUGGACAUACCUCCAUAAAAUAUCCCCUGCAAUCCCAACACUACGUGCAUUGCAGCGGCAUAUGGAAAGCAAAUUCAAAACAAUCACACGAGGCGCAUAUCAUGGGAUCCCUGACAAGGAGGCUGAUGUCACCAAACUUACAGAUCAAUACAUCAAGUCAAACCUUCAUGUUCACGAACCAGGACGGCAGAUUAAGGCUACCGCGAAAAACAAAGCUGAGGAUUUUGUGACUACGGGCGCAAUUGACAUUGAGCGCCUGGGAAUGUUUGAUAACUGGUGGCGCAAUCAUGCAUACAAGAGGUCAACUGAUGAGGAAUGGGAUGAUAUUGGCAGAGGCUAG
Molecule: messenger RNA, 1059 nt
Organism: Suillus paluster
Lineage: Eukaryota; Fungi; Basidiomycota; Agaricomycetes; Boletales; Suillaceae
Exons: 5
Coding region: 1-1059 (352 amino acids)
Source: RefSeq, a predicted model, not a curated record